UCGGCCCGGCAACACGCAGUACGCGAACACCACAGACGAAAAAUUUACAGAUACAUAACAGAGAACUUCUCUUCCGAUAGGAAUCGACAUCCUAAUAGCAUAUACUCAAAUAAAUAAGUGUGUGCAUCCUGUUGACAAAACGAUAACCAGGAUAAAACUAAAUAAACUCUUGUGCUUUGUGUUAAAGUCCCAGGAUUAUGGUGAUCUCUUUUGGAUUAUAGUGUCUUUAGCGAUAGUGCACGAUGCCUAAGGUUUUUCUCAUCAAGGAGCGGCUCCUUCAGCAGCAGCUUAGGCUGUUGGAGUCCCAAAACGCUGCAGCCACCAAGAACGAACUACUUGGUGACUCGUCGUCUGCCCAACCGCUGUCCCUCAUAGUCCAGAAAAAAGAUGAAAAAUCGGAGCACCGGGAAAGAGCAACGAGCAGCCCGCAGCUGGAGGAAUCCGCCAAGAAGGAGUCUGUCCCGCCUAGAAGAUUCAUCUCAUCCAUUUUAGGAGGUGAUGUUCCCUAUGGAAGCAGAGGCCACGUCCUCACCAGAGCAGAGAGAAAAGAAUACGCACCGAUCGUACCACCGGACAAGCAGAGUCUUCCCGUCACCCAGAAACCCCCAGAGAAUGUUCCUACAGCUCCACAAAACUUAGCGCCUGUACGUUGCUCGGUCAUUCAAAGAACUCCAAAACCUACUUCGAAAAGGGAGGAAGACGCCGACGUGCGGCUCCCUUCGGUUCCCGUCGUCCAGGAACCCGAACAAGAACAACCUAUAGAUUAUCACAUACCUAAGCGUCGGGGAGAAACAGAAGAUGAGAACGAGGAACGCAGAGAUAGGGAACAGAGGCGCAGCAACUGCCACAAAAUAUCGAAACCUUUAAUCUCAGGCAGAGCUAUCGUUGGCAAACUACCAACAACAAUAUCGGCAGCUGCUGGACAUGGAAGAGGCUCGAGCGGUGCGCAAGGAAAUACAAACCAAACAACCAGCAACACCUCAUCUUCGGGUGGAUCUAUUAAUUUCACCUCAUCUUCUGGAGGAGGUGCAGGUGGAGCGUUGGGAGGCGGCACCGGUGGCGGUGGAAUGAAUCCCGGAAGAGAUGGUCGACAAAAUUACGGACCAAGUAGUCCUCCGACAGGCAGUCUUCCACCGUUUUACGAAUCCCUGAAAGGCGGCAACAACAACAACAAUUAUAACGCCAACAGUAAUUUCGGUUACAACAUUAUAAAUGGUCACCAGAACAUGGAUACUGGUCAAGAAAUCAAUCUUAACCUGAAUGGAAACCAAAGUCCUCCAAAGCAAUACUCUACUCUACAAAACGCCUCAUACGGCUUGGUUAUGAAAGACGAAGUCGAUCUUGAUAUUUACGAAACCAAAAUUGACCCUAUGGGAAAUUUACUUCCAAACUCGUAUUCCGGCUACGAUGAGAGUAUGAUGGUCGAUAUGGUAACCGGAGCCGUCGUGGAUCCGAUGCAAUUUACCGCGACGCUUACGUUCUCCAGCUCCGCAGAGCACGCUUUAUUGGAAAGCCUAUCAGAUGCUGCAGACCUCAGCACGUUCCUUCAACGACUUCCUAGUGAUGAGAACGAAAAGGGAAUAUUACAUUCCCCAUCCAUCACUCCCGACAGCUCACAAAUUCAGAACGUCGAUAAUAUGGAUCAAUUUUCCGAUCACCUACUCAAUCGCUCGUACACAAACAAUGAACGCUUCAACCAGCACAACCAAUUUCCAAAAAUGUACCAAGAUAACCUCCCAUCCUAUCCAGUCAACAAUGACAGUAUGGUGCAGAUGCAGCAACAGCAGCAAAUGUUAUCCCCCAGUCUGUCCUUCAACGGAAGCGGUUUGGACCUGGACUCUCCGACCACGAUGUCAUUGCCGUCCCCAGGCGCUGCAAGCUGCUCCCUCGACGGCGGUUCCCACAAUGACAACGGCAGUUUGAGUCCUCCAGCUAAUGUGAGUGCUCGUAGGAAUUCAUCAAGCAAUGAUUCGCCCGGGCGAGUUAAUGUUAUGCAACGAAGGCUGGGCUUGUCAUCGGAUGUCCAAUUGGAAUUUGUAAAUGGCGGUCAUGGUAUUAAAAAUCCGUUGGCUAGUCAGGAUACAAUAAGGACAACUUCGAGGACGGAAGAGAAACCAAAAGUUGCAUCUAUCACGACAGAGGAUGGACAAUCACAUUUUUGCUGUCGCAUUUGCAACAAAACCUUUGCCUUGCAACGUCUGCUCAAUCGUCAUAUGAAAUGCCAUUCGGACGUUAAGCGCUAUUUAUGCACGUUUUGCGGAAAGGGAUUCAACGACACUUUCGAUCUUAAGAGGCACACCAGAACGCACACAGGUGUGAGACCUUACAAAUGCAGUCUUUGCGAGAAGUCCUUCACACAGAGAUGUUCCUUGGAAUCUCACUGUCUAAAAGUGCACGGUGUACAGCACCAAUACGCAUAUAAAGAAAGACGAACCAAAGUCUAUGUUUGCGAAGAGUGUGGCCACACCACGAGCGAACCAGAGGUCCACUACAUCCAUCUCAAAGAGAAGCACCCUUACAGUCCAGCCCUGCUCAAAUUCUACGACAAAAGACACUUUAAGUUCACUAACUCUAAUUUCGCUAACAUGCUUCUCCAAGUACGUACCUAAAUAUUUUAUUAUUAUUAUUUGCACAUUACUAAACAUUGACAAACAAAAACAUAUUCUUAUCGGUGUCUCUAUUUCCAGUGAUACGAAGAGUCAUUGGAAGGCAGACACGAACCGCUCAGGACUGGAUCUGCACAGAUCCGGCCCUGGCAUUAUUAUUUAUUUAUUAUAACCGUCCUAGUGACUAAUUAUUAAUAUUUAAUUAAUGAUAAUUGGAAAUCGAACACUCACUCAAACAUUGUCGGUAUCUCUCUUAUUCCAGGGCUUGAACAGUUGAAAGUUGAGAAAGAGAACGCGACUUUUGAAUCUUCGAGCGGAAGAGCGACAAAAUAUUAUUAAUCUGUUUUUUUUAUUUUUAUUUUAUUAUUUUUUUUUUUACUUCUGUGAUAAUUUUUUUGUUAUUUAAUGAUUGAGAAUCUCUGUAGGGCAAGUUGAGACUCUUCGACAAGCCAACUCUUUUUUAUAUGUAUAUUACUUUAAGGUACUGUAACUGAUGCAAUGAACAACUGGGCUGAAAUAGUUUUACAUAUUUUAACACUCAAUUUUUUUUAGUAAUAACAAUUUGUGCGUUUCACGUGUCUAUUUUUUUUUGUCUCUAUUCAACAGCAGCAACUUCCGCGAAAGAAAGAAGAAGAAGAA
Molecule: messenger RNA, 3245 nt
Organism: Nicrophorus vespilloides
Lineage: Eukaryota; Metazoa; Arthropoda; Insecta; Coleoptera; Silphidae
Gene: ovo
Product: protein ovo
Exons: 4
Coding region: 243-2609 (788 amino acids)
Biological process (GO): regulation of transcription by RNA polymerase II; epidermal cell differentiation
Cellular component (GO): nucleus
Molecular function (GO): RNA polymerase II cis-regulatory region sequence-specific DNA binding; DNA-binding transcription factor activity, RNA polymerase II-specific
Source: RefSeq, a predicted model, not a curated record